Messenger RNA from Sapajus apella (tufted capuchin), 931 nucleotides. Its product is annotated as C-C motif chemokine 3-like 1. Gene Ontology annotation, biological process: neutrophil chemotaxis; positive regulation of ERK1 and ERK2 cascade; positive regulation of GTPase activity. Gene Ontology annotation, molecular function: chemokine activity; CCR chemokine receptor binding. Bases 249 to 530 code for a protein of 93 amino acids. The transcript has 3 exons. Gene Ontology annotation, cellular component: extracellular region. The record is from RefSeq and is a predicted model, not a curated record. NCBI's taxonomy places the organism in Eukaryota, Metazoa, Chordata, Mammalia, Primates, Cebidae.
UCUUGGAUAUCCUGAGCCCCUGUGGUCACUACAGACCCUGAAUUAUGCAACACUCAGCAUGACAGCAUCACUAUGCUUAAAAAUUUCCCUCCUCACCCCCAGAUUCUGUUUCCCCAUCCGCCAGGGUUGCCUAUAAAGAGAAGAAGAGAUGGCUUCGAACUUCAGAAGGACGCAGGCAGCAGAGAGUGGCCAGUCCCUUCUUGGUUCUGCAGACACUCGAGCCCACAUUCCAUCACCUGCUCAGAACCAUGAAGGUUUCUGCUGCUGCCCUUGCCAUCCUCCUCUGCACCAUGGCUCUCUGCAGCCAGGUCUUCUCUGCACCACCUGGUGCUGACACGCCGACCGCCUGCUGCUUCAGGUACAUCUCCCGGAAGAUUCCACAGAAUUUCAUAGCUGACUACUUUGAGACCAGCAGCCAGUGCUCCAAGCCCGGAAUCAUCUUCCUAACCAAGAGAGGUCGGCAGGUCUGUGCUGACCCCAGCCAGGAGUGGGUCCAGAAAUAUGUCAGCGACCUGGAACUGAAUGCCUGAGGGGCCCAGAAGCUUCGAGGCCCAGCGACCACGGUGGGCCCAGUGGGGAGCAGGAACCCGAGCCUUGGGAACAUCCCUGUGGCCUCCACAGCUACCUCUCCUAUGGACUGGCUGUUGCCAAACAGCCACACUCUGGGACUCUUCUUAACUUAAACUUUAAUUUAUUUAUACUAUUUAGUUUUAUAAUUUAUUGUCAAUUUCACAGCAUGUUUGUGAUUGCUUGUUCUGAGAGUUCCCCCUGUCCCCUCCUCUUCCCUCACACUGUGUUUGGUGACAACCAAGUGGCUGUCAUCGGCCUGCUGUAGGCAGUCAGGGUACCAAAGCCACCAGACUGACAAAUGUGAAUCAGAUGCUUUUGUUAUUAUAUUUGAAAUAAUAAAGAUGCUCUUUUAAAAGGUAAA